AUGAACGCAGAGCUGUGGGUGCAGUCGCCACGUCUGCACAACCGCAGAAUCAACUUUCUGAGGUAUAAUAAGAGGGUGGCGGAGGGGCAGUGGGCUGUCAUGGACGUGUCUGUCGACGGCAUCCUUGGACCGUCAGCAGGUAGGCGCACCACUGAUGCCACCGCCGUUGCAAACAACACAACAGGCUGCAGGCUACUGCCGUCCGGCUGCCUCAUUGAGGACAUGGGCAAGGGCAAUGAUUACUGCAAGAUCACAUGGGUUGUCCACGCGGAGUAUGACGAGACCAUGGUGCCAACAUUGUUUAGGCCACUGCUCCGCUCCGGGAAGGCUUUCGGCGCGCACCGCUGGCUCGCGUCGCUGCAGAGCCAGUACGAGUACCUUACUAUUCUGCACUCCAGCCAGGUCCCAAGAGGUGACAAAGACAACACAGUAGCUGCCAUUUCCUCAAUGGGCAAGAGGGGGAUCCUGGAGCUGGCAAAGAGAAUGAUGGCGGUUUUCUACUCUGCUGUCUCUGGUCCCGUCACUCAGACAUCCACCAGCAACCUCUAUGAGUGGCCUGCAAGCGCCGGCACAGACGCCAGGAGGACUGACGACGCAGCUGUGCGCAUGGUGACCUGGAAGAAACCCGGCAGCGUGGCUGACCUGGUUCUGAGCGCCAGCACCACGGUGUGGCUGCCCAACACGCCGCCGCAGCUUGUGUUCCAGUACCUCUGUGAUGGCCAGCGCCGCGGCGAGUGGGAUGUUUUCGCCAAUGGCACGGCGGUGGCUGAGCUCUGCUCUGUGGCCACGGGCCCUCUCCAUGGCAAUGCUGUCUCCGUGCUCUACUCCAAUGUGACGACCGAUGGAACCGACAGCAAGAAGGUGCUGAUGUUGCAACAGGCGUGCACCGACGCGUCACGCUCCAUGGUGGUCUACGCUCCCGUCGAAGAGGAUUUCAUGCGUGCGGUCAUGAACGGCGGCGACCACGCCUCUGUCUUCCUCAUGCCGUCUGGGUUCGCAGUCCUUCCGGACGGCCAUGGCAGGGUUCGUGAUGCUCCAAGCUCCUCCAGCGCUCCCAUCGGCCGUGACAAUCACACUGCUGGAUCCAUCCUCACUAUGGCGUGUCAGGCGCUGUUGCCCGGCUUAUCCUCGUCUGACAAGCAUGCCGCUGACAGGGCCUUCGACGACGUUGGCAAUCUGCUGUGUCAUGUACUGAAGAAGAUCAAGGCUGCUGUCAAGGCCAACAUCGUCACCCCAGCUUGAUGCAAGGGGUCGGGCGCAAUGCUGGAUAAUGCUUCUACCAUAUUUGAGACUUGUCAUGAGAAUAAUAAUGUUUAGACUCUCUUAUCGGCGCGGGGUAGUCCCCUUAUCGGAACAUUAUCGUCAUUCCCAUUUUCACCGUUUUAUUGCUUUUGUCAUGGAUUUGUGUUGGUUUUAACAAUAUGGAUUAUGUUAAGAAUGUUUGUCAUAAUGUUUUCUUGUAGUGAUCUGGUUACUAGC
Messenger RNA from Sorghum bicolor (sorghum), 1479 nucleotides. RefSeq names its product homeobox-leucine zipper protein ROC6-like. Bases 1 to 1242 code for a protein of 413 amino acids. The record is from RefSeq and is a predicted model, not a curated record. Gene Ontology annotation, molecular function: lipid binding. The transcript has 4 exons. Lineage: Eukaryota; Viridiplantae; Streptophyta; Magnoliopsida; Poales; Poaceae.